This is a messenger RNA of Hyposmocoma kahamanoa, 2337 nucleotides long. RefSeq lists its product as uncharacterized. Lineage: Eukaryota; Metazoa; Arthropoda; Insecta; Lepidoptera; Cosmopterigidae. Gene Ontology annotation, biological process: proteolysis. The record is from RefSeq and is a predicted model, not a curated record. Bases 33 to 2318 code for a protein of 761 amino acids. The transcript is spliced from 15 exons. Gene Ontology annotation, molecular function: zinc ion binding; metallocarboxypeptidase activity.
GGUUCCGUGGUAGUUGAAAAUAACAUUUGGAUAUGUAUCAUCAUGAAUCAAUAUAUUUUGGUUUGUUACCAUCAAUUUUAGUCUUAUAUUUGCGAGGUUUUAGUAACGUCAAUUGCGAUUACAAUGAAUUGAGGCGUCCAUACAGAAUGAUUGGAGAUCUGGAUGUAACUAGAACAGUGGUGCCCUAUUCACUCGUACAUUCCACAAAAAGUUCGGACAUACAAAAUCUAAUUUUUAAAAAUGCAAACGCAAGAGAAGUGAGGUACAGAACGAACAGGGUUGAAAGAAGCCAAAUAAACCAAAGAAGUUUAAACGUUUAUUGGCGCAGCCAAAUGAAUGACGAGUUCGCCAAGAAAACGGAACAAGCACGACAGAAAAAAAUGGAAAUGGAAAGGAAAAUAUUCAAUCCACAAAAAAUAAAGAGUAAAACAGUAGAAAAAGAAAAACAAAAAGAGAUAGAUAGACAACGAGAUAAACUGAGAGACAAGAAAAUGGCCAAGAUAAAUGUUAUUGGAAAACGCGCACUCAGUCAAAAAUCAAGUUAUAAUAUCAGUGUGUUGAGAACACCCAUAAUUUUGAAUCAGCAAGCGGGAGAAAAAGGACUAGGUAAUGCUAGUUACAGCAGUAGCAUCGUAGUUGAAAGAACCCUUGCCCCACAAGCAAGAAAUCAGAGUUCGAAUUCCCGCAUACGCAAGUUUUUAACCGACUACGAAAAAAGGAGGAGGUUCUCAGUUCGACUCCCAAACAGAUUAAACAAUCACAUUGGAAUCGUAAACGUAGCAAGUGAGAGCGAACAGAGCGUUAGAGCUAACAGAACAGAAAAAGGCCAUGAAAUCCAAAGAAGUACCGUCGUACAUCGGCGUAGCGAAAUGAAUGACGAAUACGCCAAAAACACGAAACAACCAUUACAGAAACAACAGCAGAUUAAAAGAAAAACACUUAAUUUGCAAAGUCUAAAUAAUCAAAUCGUAGACAAUGAAAAACAAAAAGAAGAACAUCGACAAAGGGAUAACCUGAGAGACGAGAAAAUAGACAACACUCAACAAUCACAUGGGCAAAGUACACCUUCAAUUUUGAGUCACCAGAAAGAGAAAGAAGAAAGACAGCAGGCUAGCACUAGCCACCAACCACUAAGUAAGAAUAUCAGUUCGCCGAGAAGACCUUCAAUUUUGACUCAGCAAAAAGGAAAUGACGAACUGGGUGGAUCUACUAAAGCUGCAGAAUAUAUAACACAUACUGCAAACACGCUUGGUGAAUAUAAAACUGAACUAGAGACACUUAACCCUUAUAUUCUAUUAAGUCAGUUAUCUAAAUUGAUGGCUAGUGCAGAAUACACCAAUGUGACUGUAAUGUCUAUUGGUAAAACAACUGAAUACAAGGACAUAGUUCUUCUUAAAGCAGCUGAUAUGCAAAAUCCCCACGGAACUUAUCGAGCCAAAAAGGAUGAACACAUAUACUCUGAAGAUACUCCGGAAAAGAAAAUAAUUUUCAUAGUUCAUGGUUUAACUGUAAUGGGCUUCAAAGAUGUGCCUUGUCUGAUACGAGUUAGAAAUUUUCUACAACUCCUCAAAUCUUAUUUCAAUCAUUUAAACAAAUUUGACAUUUACAUUGUACCUAUGGCUAAUCCCGAUGGAGUGGCGUAUAGUUAUCAGGUUCCUCUUUGGAAUAAAAAUCUAUCACCUCAAGAAGCAUGCCCAGGCGUCGCGCUGGACCGCAAUUUCGAUGUCUUUUGGAACGGCGGGCAUAUUGUGCAAUCCUGUAGCCAACAAUUUCCCGGAGAGUAUCCAUUUUCUGAACCAGAAACCGUAGCAAUCAAAGAGGUGCUUCGUCAGCAAGGUCACAAGGUUGCCGCUUAUAUUCAUGUGCACUCCGGAGGCUUCCACGAACAUAUAUACAAGGGGGACGCAUUACUCUACCCAAAAGGGUAUACAGACGACAAGGCUGAAGACGAUAUAUACAUAGACCUGAAAAGCGAUAUCGAUGACAUGAUAAAGAACGCCAGUUUCAAGGUGAUUUCCUUAUCUACGAAUACUCUCAACGACUGGUAUGGAAAAGUCACUGGCACUAGUGUGGAUUAUGCAACCUCGGUACAUGGUAUUCCUUUCGCGUUCGAGUUCGUGAUGCAAAUAUAUGAUUCAAAUAAAAACACUGAUGCCAAUGGAGAUGAAUUUUCCAAUGCGGCGCAAUGGGAAAUCUGGCAUCGCACAGUUGACGUUGUCUUCAAACAUAUAUUUAGAUCACUAUCGAGCAAGUCAAGUGCCGAUGCCAGAAGAGAAAAUGCUAUUAGAUCGACAUUGCCACCGCAUAUGGGAUUUUAGAGUACAUUAGUAAAUAAAA